This is a messenger RNA of Morus notabilis, 2379 nucleotides long. RefSeq names its product wall-associated receptor kinase 2. Bases 1 to 2379 code for a protein of 792 amino acids. Lineage: Eukaryota; Viridiplantae; Streptophyta; Magnoliopsida; Rosales; Moraceae. Gene Ontology annotation, biological process: protein phosphorylation; cell surface receptor signaling pathway. Gene Ontology annotation, cellular component: plasma membrane. The transcript is spliced from 3 exons. The record is from RefSeq and is a predicted model, not a curated record. Gene Ontology annotation, molecular function: polysaccharide binding; calcium ion binding; ATP binding.
AUGGAGAAUGUGCAUGAAUUAACAUUGCAUCUCCAGCGACAAUUAGUAGUAGUAGCAGCAGCAGCAAUAAUAGUAUUAUUAGCCACAAAAGCAACUUCAUCUGAUGAUCAUCAACAACCCAUGAUGAAUAUUGCCAAGCCGGGCUGUCCAAAUAGCUGCGGCUCCGUUAGCAUUCCCUAUCCAUUUGGUACCUCUCCUGAGUGUUACUACGAUAAGUCCUUUCUCAUCACUUGUAACCAAACUCCAAACAACACCAUUACUAGUCUUAACAGCUCUCAACCAUUUUUCCCCAACAGCAACGUUUCUAUCCUCAACAUAUCUUUGGAGAGCGGGGAAUUGCGCGCGGCGGGCUUCAUCUCCCGCCAUUGCUACAGCGAACCACCGAGAAACCUCUCGGGAUACGCGGUCCAUUAUUCUGAAUAUUAUACGAUUACAAAUUCUACUUUUCCCUUGAGCACGCGCAACAAGUUCACCGCCGUCGGCUGCGACACGUUCGGCACAGUAGCGGGUCGAACGGGAAAGACCUACGCAACUGCAUGUUUUACAUUUUGUGACGAGAUUGGAAAAGACCCCGUUAACGGGUCUUGCUCUGGAAUUGGGUGUUGCCAGAUGAAUAUCCCGGGAGGAGUAGUGGACUACGGUAUUGGUGUUCGGAUUGGGUCUUUGUCCAACUACAGUUUGUUGACUCAUGAAGAUAAUCCGUGUGGUUAUGCCUUUGUGGCGGAAGACGGCGUUUACAACUUCUCGUGGUCGGAUCUUAAACGCUUACAGAAGGACGUCUUUCCUGUGGUGCUUGACUGGGCUAUUGCGAAUCUCACGUGCAAAGAAGCCAUGAAAAACCUGACGGGUUCAUAUGCCUGCCUCGCGAGCAACAGUCACUGCUUGGACUCAACUAACCCAGUUGGUUGGUAUCGCUGCAAGUGCCCCGAUGGUUUUCAAGGGAACCGUUAUCUCCCCCAUGGUUGUCAAGAUGUCGAUGAGUGCAAAAGUACUCCAAAUCCGUGCAACACUACUACAAGUAAAUGCGUCAACUUGCUCGGAAGCUUUAACUGCUCUUGUUUCAAGGGAUACAAAAAGGACGAGAGGACAAAUGGAACAGGUUGCGUACCGAUAGACGGUGGCAAGGAUAACUCUGCAGAAAAAUUUUACAUUGCGAUAUUAAUAUGCAUAUGUCUGUUGGCAUUGCUUGUGGGAGGCACUUGGGUUUACUGGGGUUUGAAGAAAAGAAGACUCAUCAAACUUAAACAGAAAUUCUUUGAACAAAAUGGUGGGUUACUUUUGCAACAACUCCCUAGUACUGAUAGGGGGUCCACAGGGAUGACCAAGAUUUUCACCGCAGAUGAGCUGAAUAAGGCCACCAAUAACUAUGACGUAAAAAGAGUACUUGGCCAAGGAGGUUAUGGAACAGUUUACGAAGGAGUAUUGGCAGAUAACAAGGUUGUUGCUAUUAAAAAGUCUAAAAUUGGUAAUCAAAGCCAAAUAGAGCAAUUCAUCAACGAGGUCAAAGUACUCUCUCAGAUAAACCAUCGGAAUGUGGUCAAACUCCUAGGUUGUUGCUUGGAAACUGAAGUUCCAUUGUUAGUUUACGAGUUCAUUACUAAUGGAACUCUUUUUGAGCACAUUCAUGACACAAGAGGCCAAUAUUUCCAACUUUCGUGGGAAAUGCGUCUCAAAAUAGCAGCAGAAACCGCCGGUGCAAUUGCGUACUUGCACUCUUCGACUUCUAUGCCAAUCAUACACAGAGACAUCAAGACCGCAAACAUACUAUUGGAUGAGAAUUACAACGCGAAAGUUUCGGAUUUCGGAGCUUCCAGGUUGGUUCCUCUUGAUCAAACUCAAUUAACCACUUUAGUGCAAGGAACACUCGGUUAUUUAGAUCCUGAAUAUUUUCAUACUAGCCAACUAACAGAAAAGAGUGAUGUUUAUAGCUUUGGAGUGGUCUUGGCAGAGAUAUUAACUAGUCAAAAGGCAUUGUCUUUUCAAAGGGUGGAAUGUGAUAGGAACUUGGCCACGUACUUUGUCUCGUCUAUGAAACAGGAUCAUCAACUACUCCGGAUUCUUGACGAGAAUCUUGUCAAUAAUGAAAAUAUUGUUGAGCAGCUAAAAGUGGUUGCUAAUGUUGCAAAAAGUUGCUUAAGAGUGAGAGGAGAGGACAGACCUACUAUGAAGGAAGUGGCAAUCGAGUUAGAGGCACUUAAAGAGAAGGCGAGGAUUCAUCCAUGGGAAAAAGAUGAUCACAAUUUAAGUUCGGGAGAGACCGAACACUUUCUAAAAACAUCCGGGGUUCAAGGCAUCCAUGGCAGUAAUUCUACAAGUACAAGUACUUUUGGGUUUGAUAGCUUAAGUGUUGAGAUUAGAAAACAUGAAGAUGUACGAUAG